Molecule: messenger RNA, 557 nt
Organism: Cantharellus anzutake
Lineage: Eukaryota; Fungi; Basidiomycota; Agaricomycetes; Cantharellales; Hydnaceae
Exons: 3
Source: RefSeq, a predicted model, not a curated record
CGAUUGUUUUGCGUUUGUCGAACCUAAUCGUUCGCGUCAGAGGCUACAUACGUGCACACCUGGACUUCAGAAAUCCAAGAAUCGUCCCUCAUUAUUCAAAUCCCCUCCUUCGCCCGACCACAAUUGCUUCAGGCAGGCCUCUUCCACAUCUCCCAGCUUCCCAACUGCUUUUUACAUCCAGUACUUGUAUUGUGCGAAUGAGGACAAUAUCUGUGACAGCGGAAAGGAGGUGACGACCGCACUCGGCUCCUCAGUGGCUAGUGCUUAUUGGGUGAUUGUGCCUUGCUAUGGAGUCUCAACCAGGUUCCGCACAGGCUCAGGUCAGUCAAUCAGAGUAUACUGCCCCCAUAUAUUCCGGCCGUCUAGGUGUAUAUAUCAACUCAUGUCUAUAAUCUCCUCAAUGAAUGGGCAUCGCCCCUUUCCCUGCAUCCAGCUUCCAGUUCACGCCGACCAGUCCUCGAUUAUCCGAUUACUUGUCCUACCUGCUUAGAUGAUGCCAGGCAUGGCCCACAGUAUCACCACGCUAUGCGUCGAUGGGUACCGUGACUCCCAGUUGC